GACUUGCAAACUCAUUUUGGUCGCUUACCAGUACAUUUACUCUCCAAAUAAUUAUGAUAUGAGUUUAUUUGCUAAUUACAGUGCAUUAUCCUAUAUUCACAAAGUCUGAUUCCUCAUGAGUAUGCUGAAAAUGUAUCAGAAUUUGAUAUAUUACAUGAUUAUCUCAUAUCUAUGUGUUAUGAUAUGUUCAGAAAAUCUAAUAGUUACUUUUGAUGGACACAUAAAAAAUGGGGAGUGCUAUGAAAAAUUUUUUCAAGAUGAUAUUUUUAUUAAAAUAAAUGAAUGGAAACCAUUUCUUUGUGAAAAUGUGACACAAUUGACAUAUACAUCUUUGAGGUUACGUCUUCCAAAAGCAAAAGUCUGUGACGCAACAUUUAAUCAAGGUUUUAUCUACAGCAGUAUUGUAUCGUUUUCUGCUAAAGUCAAAGUGAAACUUCAUAGAAAUCUUCAAGUAAAUAUUCCAUUCAUGAAAAAACAGUUGAAAAUAAAUCUGGAAGAAAAAAAUGUAACAUCGCCAAAUAACAGAAUACUAAGUAAACAUUAUGAAAGUGAAAUGCCAAAAUUAUGCGUAGUGGAAAAAGAAGAGAAAGAAAGUAGUUGA
Schistosoma bovis is the source of this 601-nucleotide messenger RNA. NCBI's taxonomy places the organism in Eukaryota, Metazoa, Platyhelminthes, Trematoda, Strigeidida, Schistosomatidae. The record is from the annotation of a GenBank genome assembly.